Molecule: messenger RNA, 1431 nt
Organism: Closterium sp. NIES-65
Lineage: Eukaryota; Viridiplantae; Streptophyta; Zygnematophyceae; Desmidiales; Closteriaceae
Source: the annotation of a GenBank genome assembly
AUGAUCCGCAGCAUUAGCGAUCGUGUGGCACGCGACUCGGCAAGUACGAACGCGACAAUCCCAACCUCUCCCGCUUCCUCUACGUCCUCCGCUUCCUCCGCUUCCUCCGCUUCCUCUGCUUCCUCUGCUUCCUCUCCUAAAGCGAUCCAGGGGAACGCAUCGUCCCGAGGCCGAUCCCUGUCGCGCGUCGCGGCGUCGGAUCCGUCGGAGCGCACCCUCUCCCGCAAAACCCGUUUGAAGGACGAGGACACGGCGACAACGGCCCGAAACGAAGCGACGGAUGACGAGGAGGAUUCGGACGCCGGGUCGGUGUCGAUGAGACGGCUGCGUCGCGAGAUUGACGAUCUGAGGACGCAGCUGGAACGAUGCGUGCGAAUCAACAAGUUGCUCUCUGCGGAGCGCACAGCGAAUGAAGCCACAGCAGCCGCCCGCGUGUUGGCGUCGGAACGAGACGACUUGGCGAAGGAGCUGGAAGCGGUGCUGAAAGCGUGGUCCCAGGCUGAUGACGUGGCAGCGGCAAAGCAAAAGGAGGAACGUGCGUCAGCGCAAAGGACCCGAGUGUCGCUGGAGUGGUCGCGAGCAGUGUUGGCACAGGAAAGGGAGGCUGUGGGGAAGGAGAGGGAGGAGGUGAGGAAGGAGCGAGAGGAGUUGAAGCGGGAGAGGGAAGCGCUGCAGAAAGAUAAGGAGAGGAUCGUCAAGGAUGCGGCGAAGCAGGCGGCACAAGAGGUGCAGAGCGAGAGGAUGAAGGUGCAGCAUCAAGCAUGGAUGAUGGGCAUGCGGCAGCACCAGCACGAUGUGACCCCCGACGGUGUGCUUUCAAGGAGCGUGAGCAUGAGCAGCACGUGCAACUGCCUCAACAGCACAGGAAGCAGCGCCGAGACGAGGUCCAACAACGAGGAAGCAACGGACCAGGAGCCAAGCAAGCAGGGGGGGAGAAGGAGCAGCGGCAACAUCAAGGUCAGCGCAUCUGCUUCACGCAGGAUUCCCUCCUGUCGGUCGGAGAGCGACCUCAGUGCAUGUGGUUCCAAGGCGCAGGAGCACGCACCGACUGGGCUUCCGCACUCUGCGAGCGUAGCAUAUGUCCGCGAACGGUGGGAGUCGCCUGCCGUUCCGCAUGCGUUGGCCUGUCGGGCCGAGCCAUUCACGGAGGCAGCAUGCGACCUGAGCCUUGAGGCCGAUUUCCUUGCGUCUGUUGAGGCGGCGAAGCAGCUGAGUCCAGCACUAGCACCGUCGUACCAGCUGGUUCUCUAUGGGCUGUACAAGCAGGCGACUGCAGGAAGCAUCACUUCGUGUUCAGAAGAGGACGUGGACACUGACGACCGCGAGAAACUUCAGGCUUGGCGCGACUUCGCAGGCCUUAGCAUCGAGGUCGCGAUGGUCAACUACGUUCAGAAGGUGAAGCAAUUCCAGAUUCUCUUCUCGCCUUCUUGA